UUUUCUAGUGACAAUGUCGUCAUUACUAAGGACAAGAGUGGUGUUAAAUAAAGCAUGGAAACCGAGAUCGUUAUCAACCUUGACUUGGACUGACUGUUUGGAUAACAUUUAUGCUCAUAAUGACAAGAUCAAUGCCUUUACCUCUGUUCAAGACAAAAAUGUACUGGAAAAGAUGAACAAUAACUUGGGAAAGGACACGCCUAUAAAUGAUCUACCUAUUGCUUUGAAAGAUAACUUUUGUACUUCCAGUCUCCCAACAACGUGUGGUUCCGCCAUGUUGAAAGAUUUUACCUCACCGUACGAUGCCACUGUGGUCCAUUUACUUCAAAAAGCUGGAGCCAAAUUGAUAGGGAAAAACAAUAUGGAUGAAUUUGGAAUGGGAUCUGCCAAUAUAUUUAGUAAUGCUGGAGCUGUCAAGAACCCUUGGGAAUACAAGUCAAACCCUGCAGCACUAGAUGAUCCUUCACAGAUACGUGUGGCAGGUGGAAGUUCAGGAGGUGGAGCUGCAGCCGUUGCAAUGGAUAUGUGUACCGUGGCUCUUGGAUCGGAUACAGGUGGCUCAGUACGUUUACCAGCGGCUUAUUGUGGUGUGAUUGGAUAUAAACCUUCUUAUGGGCAAAUCUCAAGAAAUGGAUUGGUAGCUUAUGCUAAUUCACUAGACACUGUAGGUUUAUUGGGUCGUUCUGUACAGGAUAUAUCAGCUGUUUAUGGUGUCAUUGCUCAAUACGAUGAAAAGGAUCCUACUUCAAUACCCUCAGAACUACGAAAGCAAAUAUUGGAACAAGAAAAGGAAUGGAUACAAAAUUGGAAAACAUCAUCACCUCCAACAAACGACGAUUUAUCUGGACUUUGUAUAGGUAUUCCAAAUGAAUACUAUGUGGAUCAACUUUCUACUGAGGUACUCGAUACUUGGCGACGUACUAUCCGUUCUUUACGUGAUCGUGGUGCUACUAUUAUCUCUGUCUCAUUACCUCAUACCAAAUAUGCUUUACCUGCUUAUUAUAUCAUUGCACUAGCAGAAGCAAGCUCUAAUUUGGCAAGAUUCGAUGGUGUACGUUAUGGACAUCGUUCCAAUGACGCUUUAGAAUCAGAUUUGAUUUAUGCAAAUACAAGAGCAGAAGGUUUUGGACCCGAAGUACAGCGAAGAAUAUUACUUGGAACUCAUGUAUUGACUGCUGGAACGUACGAAAGUCACUUUUUACCUGCUCAACAAGCAAGACGUUUGAUUGUGGAUGAUUUCAAUAGGAUAUUCCUCGCCAAGAAUGAAUUGUAUGAAAAAGACAAUCGACUACCGGAAACUGAAAAAGUACAUGUACUGCUAACACCAAGUUCUAUAUCGACAGCACCCACCAUUCAAGAAAGUUUACCAAGGGAACAAUCUUGUGACAAAAGCAAAAGCAAACGUGUGGUGGAAGCUUAUGUGAAUGAUGUUAUGACGGUACCUGCUAGUUUAGGAGGCCUUCCAGCCAUCACUCUUCCUUUGGGACAAUCAUCAAAAAAUGGAUAUCCAAUUGGAUUACAGCUCAUUGGGCAAUAUGGUUAUGAUAGAUUUUUACUUGAUAUUAGUGAUAGAAUUAUGCAAAGAAAUAAAUGACUUGUUUAAAUAGAAUGAAAAAAA
Messenger RNA from Halteromyces radiatus, 1618 nucleotides. Its product is annotated as glutamyl-tRNA amidotransferase A subunit. Gene Ontology annotation, biological process: glutaminyl-tRNAGln biosynthesis via transamidation; mitochondrial translation. The annotation marks the transcript as partial. The transcript has 9 exons. Gene Ontology annotation, molecular function: glutaminyl-tRNA synthase (glutamine-hydrolyzing) activity. Lineage: Eukaryota; Fungi; Mucoromycota; Mucoromycetes; Mucorales; Cunninghamellaceae. The record is from RefSeq and is a predicted model, not a curated record. Gene Ontology annotation, cellular component: glutamyl-tRNA(Gln) amidotransferase complex; mitochondrion.